Messenger RNA from Staurois parvus, 295 nucleotides. The record is from the annotation of a GenBank genome assembly. Lineage: Eukaryota; Metazoa; Chordata; Amphibia; Anura; Ranidae.
CCUGCUGUGAAGGGGAUGACAGGUCCGAUCCGAGCGGGAUGGAUGGGAUGACAGAUCCCGAUCCGAGCGGGAUGGACGGGUGACUGCUAGGAGUGAGCGAGCGUGGUACAGGGGGAGCAAGCGGAGAAUGGUCGGGGUCACAAGCCAGGUUCAGCAGGUAGCGGACAGCGCGGUACCGAGGGUCAGGCAGCAGAAGGAUGGUCAAGAACGAGCCGGGGUCAGAGCAGGAGAGGGUCAGCAUAAAUCAGAACAGGCAGAGAGUUUGGCAACAAGGAAACGUACUUACAGGAACAGG